Cyclopterus lumpus (lumpfish) is the source of this 2352-nucleotide messenger RNA. Its product is annotated as extracellular calcium-sensing receptor-like. Gene Ontology annotation, cellular component: membrane. Lineage: Eukaryota; Metazoa; Chordata; Actinopteri; Perciformes; Cyclopteridae. The transcript has 8 exons. The coding region runs from base 49 to 2352 and encodes 767 amino acids. Gene Ontology annotation, biological process: G protein-coupled receptor signaling pathway. Gene Ontology annotation, molecular function: G protein-coupled receptor activity. The record is from RefSeq and is a predicted model, not a curated record.
UCUCUUUUCUCAUCUUGUAAAUUAAGGAGAAAGUUUUAUCUUAAUGACAUGCACAAGCCUGGUGAUGUGGUUUUGGGUGGGCUGUUUGAGGUCCAUUACACCUCUGUCUUCCCUAAACUGUCAUUCACCUCAGAGCCAAAUCAGCUCAGCUGCCAAGGCUUUGACACUGCAGGGUUCAGGCAUGCCAUGACCAUGGCCUUUGCCAUUGAUGAGAUCAAUAAAAACCCCAAUCUACUACCUAAUGUGACUCUGGGAUACAGUCUUUAUGACAACUGUGCCACACUUGUAAUUGGAUUCAGUGCUGCAUUGUUGCUGGCCAGUGGUCAAGAGGAGCAAUUUCUUCUUCAGGAGGAAUGUUUGGGGACCCCCCCAGUCCUGGGGAUUGUCGGUGAUUCCUUCUCAACAUUUUCUAUCGCCACCUCUGAUGUGUUAGGUUUAUUCAAUCUACCCAUUGUGAGUUAUUAUGCCACGUGCUCCUGCCUGAGUGAUAGGCAAAGGUUUCCAUCCUUCUUCAGAACGAUCCCAAGUGAUGCUUUUCAGGUGCGUGCUAUGAUUAAGAUUCUUAAACGCUUUGGCUGGACUUGGGCUGGUCUGCUGGUCAGUGACGAUGACUAUGGACUUCAUGUUUCCCAAACCUUCCAAUCAGACUUGGCUCAGUCUGGUGGAGGUUGUCUAGCUUACUCAGAGAUUUUACCCUGGGGAGAAAACCCUGCUGAACUAAAGAGGAUUGUGGAAAUAAUGAAGAGAUCGACAGCUCGUGUGGUCAUUGUGUUUGCGCAUCAGAUCCACAUGAUUCAACUCAUGGAAGAGGUCAUGCAGUUUUGGGAAUACACAUUUGAUUGUAGAUUUGCACCACCUCCAGCAGGUUGGGUGGAGGCUGGGGGAGAAGUAUGCACUGGACAGGAAGAUCUAGAGAGUCUGGGGACUGAGUUCUUGGAUGUUUCUGAUCUCAGGCCUGAGUACAAUAUCUACAAGGCGGUGUAUGCUCUAGCAUAUGCCCUUGAUGACAUGCUGCAGUGCGAGCCAGGAAGAGGGCCUUUCAGCGGACACAGCUGUGCCACUUUGCAAAUACUGAAGCCAUGGCAGCUGAUCCAUUACUUGGAGAAGGUCAACUUCACCACAUCAUUUGGUGAUCAAGUUUCCUUUGAUGAAAAUGGUGAUGCCUUACCAAUAUAUGAUGUGAUGAACUGGCUGUGGCUCCCCGAUGGAAGAACUAAAGUUCAUAGUGUGGGGCUUGUUAAGAAGUUGGCCUCCAAAGGUGAAGAACUCACACUUGAUGAAGAGAAAAUCUUCUGGAACUUUGACUCCAAACAGUCACCCCUGUCAGUGUGCAGUGAGAGCUGUCCUCCAGGUACCCGCAUGGCCAGAAAAAAGGGACAGCCUUUUUGCUGUUUCGACUGUGUACCAUGCUCUGAGGGAAAGUUCAGCAAUGACACAGACUCCAUGGAGUGCACCAGUUGUCCAGAGGACUUCUGGUCCAAUGUCCAGCGUGACCACUGCAUUCCUAAGAAAACAGAGUUUCUCUCCUACCAUGAGCCUCUGGGUAUAUGCUUGACGACAACGUCAUUGUUGGGAACAUUUAUCUGUGCUGUUGUCCUGGGAAUUUUCACCUAUCAUCGCAGUACACCCAUGGUACGCGCCAACAAUUCAGAACUAAGUUUCUUGCUCUUGCUGUCACUUAAAUCCUGUUUUCUGUGUUCACUGCUGUUUAUCGGCCGUCCCAGUCUGUGGACAUGCCAACUGAGACAUGCAGCAUUUGGGAUCAGCUUUGUGCUUUGUGUCUCAUGUAUUCUGGUAAAAACCAUAGUGGUUCUGGCUGUGUUCAAGGCCUCCAAGCCAGGAGGAGGAGCCAGUCUGAAGUGGUUUGGUGCUGUGCAGCAAAGAGGAACAGUUCUGGUUCUGACUUCUAUUCAGGCAGCAAUCUGCACUGCUUGGAUUGUCUCUGCCUCACCAGCUCCCCAUAAAAACACUCAAUACCACAAUGACAAGAUAGUUUAUGAGUGUGUUGUUGGGUCUACUGUUGGUUUUGCAGUGUUACUAAGCUAUGUUGGCUUCCUGGCUAUCCUCAGCUUCCUGUUAGCAUUUCUAGCAAGGAAUCUUCCAGACAACUUCAAUGAGGCCAAACUCAUCACUUUCAGCAUGCUGAUCUUCUGUGCUGUGUGGGUGGCCUUUGUCCCUGCUUAUGUCAACUCUCCAGGAAAAUAUUCAGAUGCAGUAGAAGUAUUUGCCAUCCUGGCCUCCAGUUUUGGUCUCUUGUUGGCACUGUUUGGACCCAAAUGUUACAUAAUCCUGCUAAGACCAGAGAGGAACACAAAGAAAGCAAUAAUGGGCCGCAGCAUCACCAAGACAUAA